GGCUGGCUCCCUGGGCGGCGGCGCGAUGAGCGGGUCCGGCGAGCCAGCUGCGGAGGCCCCGGCAGCCACCGGAGCGGGAGUUCGGAUCGUGGUGGAAUACUGCAAACCUUGUGGCUUUGAGUCUGCCUACCUAGAGCUGGAAAAUGCAGUAAAAGAGGAAUUUCCUGACGUGGAGAUCGAAUCCCGACUUGGAGGGACAGGUGCUUUUGAAAUAGAAAUAAAUGGGCAGCUGAUCUUCUCCAAGCUUGAAAAUGGAGGAUUCCCUUAUGAGAAAGAUCUCAUUGAAGCCAUCCGCAAGGCUGGCAACGGGGAGCCCCUUGAGAAGAUCACCAAGAGCCGACCACCUUGUGUCAUCCUUUAAGUCUCUCUUUUCUCUGGUCCAAACCUGCCCACCCACCCUUAAGUCUCGCUCUCCCUGCCUCCACCUCCUACUCUAGUUUAAUUACCUUGGUAGGUGGAGAGAGGAUGAAACACAGCAAGGUGAUUUGGGUUGCUAACACACAAGAAGCCUUAUAAGCAAGAACCUGAGCCAGUUUAAGGAGGUGAGGAGAACAAGGUGCUUGCUAAAUUAAUUUGGGCAGAUCAGCCUUCCUGCUUGGGGAGCCUCUCCUGUUUUUAAAAAGACCAGAAUGGAUUUUGUCUUAAUGUGACUGCUGCAUUUCUGUCCUUAUGUGUAACUGGUAAGGAUGAAGCCCUCCCCCAUCUCCUUUCAGAAUUGGGUCAUCUCUUCUGACCUUUAGUGGUUCAUCCUGGGCCAUCAGCUAUCUUCCUCCUCCCAGGUCCCCAUAACCCCCUUUAACUGAGAGCCAGGAUGAGCUAGUAUCUCGUCCUGCCCUCAUUGAAAUCUUAUCUUAUCCAGUCUGGAUAGGGUUCAUACUGUUGCAGCAAGCUCUGAAGGACCUCAGACACCUUCAAACUAUAGUCUUGGGGACCAGUGUAGAAAGCUGCUCACUGUUCGCACAAUAUGUGGGAGAAUUUCCACAACACUUCUGCAAUUGUCCCCUUCUCUGUCUUGCACCACCGCCCAAGUGUGGGCUUGAAAGUGGAGGCUUGGCUUAGCUUGAAGCAUUCAUCUUUUGGUGUUAAGGUCUACCUGGUUGGCCAGUACAGUGGUGAUGCAGAGCUUGUUCAAGUCCCACCCAUUAUCCAUAGCAACCUGUACAACAGAGAUUUGGGGCUUCUUUUAUUACAGCAGCUAUAAGGGCAGGGCAGGCACCUGCAGUGGAACAGAUCUCCUCAAGCCAGACCAGAUCUUUGUACAAAGGAGAAAAUGACUACCUACCUGCCAGUUGCUUUAGCCUUUUUUCUCUUUUUGAAGGCUAGCAUGAAACUCAGCAUAGUUCAGAACAGGCUAGUGAUACAGUGAGAACUUGCUUCUUCAAAGCUGUUUAGUCAAUAGUUAUAAUUCUCUCUGCAGAACUGCAAGAACUUUUUUUAAAAAAAAACCACAACUAAACCAUAUACUCUCAAGCAUUAUCCAGCUAUACAAGGAAGCAUUUUCAAGAUCUGUUGAUUUCAGGAUUGAAAUACUUGCUUAAUUCUCCUGCUGCAAACCCGUGGAACUUGAGAUAUUUAAUUCUGGUUAGAUUGCUCAUAUGAAUGCACACAUGCCUUUUUUAAAAAAACAAAACCCUGAUCUCUUGCAGUUAGCAUGCUUAGACCUGCAUUUCCAGAAUGUAUAUGAUGGCCUGAUUAUGCUGUUAAGUUUCCCUGCCAGUGCGAUAUAGCAGCCAAUGAAACAGAACAGGGGUAGGAAAGGUCUGGCAUAAUAGGCCACACAUCUUGCUUUGCUAGGUGUGAAAGAGCUGCUGUGUAGUUAUUGUCAUGAAUAUCCAUCUCAUCUAGCUCAAAUCUGAAAUUCCACUUUCAUGCCUCCACCCUGUUCCUAGGCUCUUGGGUUUUGUCACCCCGUUUUCACUUUUCUAAUCUGUCAAUUGGUGAAUUUGGCACAUCUGCCACGGUUGAAGUGCAAAGUGACACAUAAGUGCUGCUGCUAAGAAGGGGGAGAUCGGAGAACGCCAGUCAUGCCUCCCACCACCUCCUGUUGUCUAGUUUACGUGCUGCAAACGUUGAUGAAUUUAUGUUUGAUCCAAUUUAUAUAAAGGGAAAAAAGUUAAAUGCU
Molecule: messenger RNA, 2122 nt
Organism: Podarcis muralis (Common wall lizard)
Lineage: Eukaryota; Metazoa; Chordata; Lepidosauria; Squamata; Lacertidae
Gene: MIEN1
Product: migration and invasion enhancer 1
Biological process (GO): negative regulation of apoptotic process; positive regulation of filopodium assembly
Cellular component (GO): cytosol
Source: RefSeq, a predicted model, not a curated record